GUGAGGCUUUGAGGCCUUAAUUUGGGCGUUGAGGCCGUAACUGGGGGUGAAGCAGGUUUCCGUGCUCCCUGGUAUGAAUCAGUUCAAGUGUAUUUUCUUGGGGACAGUUGACCCGAAGAGCCCCCUUGCUCACCUGAAGAGAGCCUGUGACAUGCAGAAGUGUAUCCGUGCUGGAGGGAAGCACAAUGACCUAGAUGACGUCGGGAAGGACACGUACCACCACUCGUUCUUCGAGAUGCUUGGCAACUGGUCCUUCGGAGAUUAUUUUAAGGAGGAAGCAAUCUCAUGGGCGUGGGAGCUUCUGACGGAGGUGUAUGGUCUUCCUAAGGAUCGCAUCUAUGCGACCUAUUUCGGAGGGGACAAGAAGCUGAACCUUGGAGCAGAUGAUGAAGCUAGAACUAUCUGGUUGAAGUAUCUCCCUGAGGAAAGAGUCCUGCCCUUUGGAUGUAAGGACAAUUUUUGGGAAAUGGGCGACCAGGGUCCGUGCGGCCCUUGCACGGAAAUACACUACGAUAGAAUUGGCGACCGUGAUGCCUCGUCAUUUGUCAAUGCUGAUGACCCAACGGUUAUUGAAAUCUGGAACAACGUGUUCAUUCAGUUCGUCCGGUUGUGCAAMCAUGUCGACACUGGACUGGGCUUCGAGCGCCUGACGUCAGUCCUGCAGAACAAGAUGAGCAACUACGAUACCGACGUCUUCGAGCCCAUGUUCAAUGCCAUCCAGCAGGUCACAGGUGCUCGUCCUUACGAGGGGAAGUUGGGUGAGGAAGACGUUGGCAAUGUUGAUAUGGCAUAUCGAGUGGUUGCCGAUCACAUACGGACUCUGUCCUUCGCAAUUGCAGAUGGAUCACGACCAGGUAAUCUGGGUAGAGAAUAUGUUCUUCGAAGAAUUUUGAGAAGAGCAGUUCGAUAUGGGAGGGAAGUGCUCAAAGCUCCGGAAGGGUUYUUCAGCAGCCUGGUGCCCACUGUUGUGGAAACCAUGGGUGAAAUUUUCCCAGAAUUGGUGAAGCAGGAGUCCAAGAUCAAGAGUAUUAUUGCCGAAGAAGAGUCAAGUUUUGGAAGGACUCUUCUGAAGGGUAUUGACAGAUUCAACAAGGCAGUGAAGGAGGUCAAGGAUGGGAAAUUAAGCGGUCAGGAUGCGUUUGUGCUGUGGGAUACGUUUGGCUUCCCKGUAGAUUUGACCCAGCUCAUGGCAGAAGAGAGGGGCUUGACUGUCGACGUGGCAGGAUAUGAGAAGGCAAUGGAAGAGUCUAGAGAAAUGUUGAGGACUGCCAGGGUUAAGGAUGAUGCCAGCAAGGAACAAGACAGCGAGCAGAUUGCUACCCCAUUGCAUACGCUUGAGAGCUUGUGCAUGCGAUGCGAAGAAAACGGCACCACACAAGUGCUUAUGACAAAGAUUCCCCACUUCAGAGAAGUCGUUCUGAUGGCCUUUGAAUGCCCCCACUGCGGCGAGAGGAAUAACGAGAUCCAGUUUGCAGGCCAGCUCCAGCCACAUGGGUGCCAGUACAAGCUUGCCAUUUCGCCGGGCGCUUCGUUUGAAGAGGACAUGAAUAGGCAAGUGGUGAAGUCUGACUCUGCAGCCAUUUACAUCCCUGAGUUGGAGUUUGAAGUACCGCCAGCGUCACAGAAAGGCAGCCUGUCGACGGUUGAAGGAAUUCUCAGGAGGGCAGGCGAUGGACUCCGUGAGUCGCAGGAUGAGCGGCGGAAAAUCGACCCWGCGGUUGCCGACGCAAUCGAUGCAUUCUUAGGAAAGUUAGAYGCUUGUGUACAAGGCAAGUCUGCGUUCACAGUGAUCCUUGAUGACCCUGCUGGAAAUAGCUUUAUUGAAAAUCCURGAGCGCCWGCGAAAGAUCCCUCGAUGUCGGUUACGCACUACGAGCGCUCGAAAGAGCAGACUCGGGCGCUUGGGUUCUUGACAGACGAUACGGUGUCCGGCGAGCAAGGAGGCGCCUUUGGGUUGGAGGCRGAGCAGGUCUGCRCCAUGUCGAACAGGGAUGGCACCGAAGGUGUUGGYGGUGGUGCUGCRGGCGCAGAGAGUGGYGGUGUUGCAGGCAGCACUGCUGCAAUGACGAAGUAUGUGCCUGCAGGAACGCGCCGACCACAUGGAGCCGUCGGUGCUGUCGCUGCAAAUCRUGCGAUUGCUCAGGCCACUAGCGAGGACAUGUUUGCUGCCAUCUGCAAAUACUCAGCACCCGAAGAGGUCAUGGUGUUUCCUUCCACAUGCGGAGCUUGUGCGGUCCCAUGUGAGACACGGAUGUUUGUCACUAACAUCCCUUACUUCAAGRAGGUCAUUGUCAUGGCAUCCACCUGUGAYGCAUGUGGUUACCGSAACUCCGAGUUGAAACCYGGUGGUGCCAUCCCAGAGAAGGGGAGAACAAUCACAGUGAGAAUAGAGGAUGAAGMAGACCUGAAGCGCGAUGUCAUAAAGUCCGACACAGCRGGUGUCCAGAUACCAGAAUUGGAAUUGGAACUGUCUCCAGGGACACUUGGCGGUCUUGUGACGACAGUCGAGGGGCUUUUGACACAGAUCAGUGAACGCUUGAAGAGUGUGCAUGGAUUUGGCUUUGGGGACAGCGCGCAGGAGUCACAGAAGCAGAGAUGGGUGGAUUUUGAUAGGAGGCUGCGCGAUCUUUUGACAUUAGCUAAGAUGCCAUGGACGUUGAUCCUUGACGAUCCACUUGCUAACUCAUUUAUAGCGCCUGUUACGGAUGUCAUGGCGGACGACAAGCGGCUGAAGAUCGAGGAAUUCGAAAGGACUUACGAACAGAAUGAGGAACUGGGGCUUACGGAGAUGGACACAAGCGUAGCAGAUGCUGCAUACCAUAGUAGCAAAGAGUAACUGGGAGUUUUGAUUUCCACCAAGAAUUUUGUUUCCUGUCUGGGAUUCUUUCAGCUGGCAAGAGUUGUGUGACCGCUAUGAUUAGGCUAGGGCUGUAGUACCAUCCAUGUGAAAUUGGAUAUGGGAGGACAGUUUUUCCACUGAGUUUGUACUUGUAUAGUCGACGGGAAUGCCAGCAAGGGAAAGUGGGGAUUGAUUUGGACCAUCCAUGUGAAUUCCACAUCCAUCAGAGGACACGGCAGUUUUUCGAAAACGAGUUUUGUACUUGUAUAGUUGAUGGAAAUGUCUACAGCAAGGAAAACUGGAGACUACUGAUUUUUGAACUGUUUCUGAGUCUUACCUGUUGAUKGAGUUCCAUCUUUGCUCUCCUGAAUUUUCCGUCUUUCCAUUUGCAUGUUUUCUUCAUCCCCGUCCUUUUGUCUUUCUGAAUAUCUUUCUGUUUAUUCAGUUACUUGAUUGGCUCAAAAUGGUGCGAUCUUUUGCGAUGUUAUUGGCGAUCUUGCCGGUGGUGUACUUCUGCGAGCCUUUUGCCAUCAAAUGUCUUGGUUGUCUGCCUGUGAGAUGUGACCUUCUUGGAUUUUGCAUUGUCAUUGGGUACUCAGGGUCAUGGAAUAACAUCCACGCUGGGGUGAGGUGAAAUGCCCCACAAGGGGUGUUACUUUCGUCCCAUCACUCUACCUAUUCGUUUGGUGAUCCGCCUCUUUGGUGGCAGGUCAUAGGUUCGAUUCAUAGAGAGUGGGUCUUGGACCUCUUGUGUGUAAGCAAGCAUUGCAACCCGAGUGACAACCUUAUGGAAUGAGAGAGGAGGAGGGUAAAGCAAGCACGGGAACUGCAGGCAAUCAAAACAGGGAAGUGAA
Chara braunii is the source of this 3693-nucleotide messenger RNA. The record is from the annotation of a GenBank genome assembly. Lineage: Eukaryota; Viridiplantae; Streptophyta; Charophyceae; Charales; Characeae.